This is a messenger RNA of Anguilla rostrata (American eel), 2690 nucleotides long. It is a transcript of the gene gorasp2, whose product is annotated as golgi reassembly stacking protein 2. Lineage: Eukaryota; Metazoa; Chordata; Actinopteri; Anguilliformes; Anguillidae. The transcript has 10 exons. The record is from RefSeq and is a predicted model, not a curated record. Gene Ontology annotation, cellular component: Golgi apparatus. Gene Ontology annotation, biological process: Golgi organization. Gene Ontology annotation, molecular function: protein binding. The coding region runs from base 271 to 1614 and encodes 447 amino acids.
UAACCUGCCAUUUUUGUACGUUGAAAACGUGUUUUUCUUAAUAUUAAAAUUAACCCAUUCCAAAACUGGUCCACACGAAUGUGCAGACCAGCGCACCCCACAGUCAAAUGCGAAAAUAGCAAAAUCCCAGCAUCCCUUUUCCUGGAUCGGAGUGCCACGUAAUAAGUCUGUUGCUCGCGGGCUAGUUUGUUGUGCUGCAGCUGUAUCUUGCCGAGUUUCCGGAACUGGAGGAUUCCACCCAAAGCACAAACAUUCAAGAAUCUGGGAGAUAUGGGGGGAUCGCAGAGUGUAGAGAUUCCUGGAGGAGGGUCCGAGGGUUACCACGUCCUCAGAGUGCAAGAGAAUUCUCCAGGCCACCGUGCAGGAUUGGAACCGUUCUUUGACUUUAUUGUGUCCAUAAAUAAUACUAGAUUGAAUAAAGAUAAUGAUACUCUAAAAGACUUGUUGAAGGCUAAUGUGGAGAAACCAGUGAAGAUGCUGGUCUACAGCAGCAAGACCCUGGAGCUAAGAGAGACCACAGUCACACCCAGCAACCUAUGGGGUGGGCAGGGCCUCCUGGGGGUCAGCAUCCGCUUCUGCAGCUUUGAGGGAGCCAAUGAGAAUGUGUGGCAUGUGCUGGAAGUGGAGCCUAAUUCUCCUGCUGCACUGGCUGGAAUGAGACCACACACAGACUACAUCAUUGGAGCAGAUACAGUCAUGAAUGAGUCUGAGGAUCUGUUCUCACUCAUUGAAACACACGAAGGGAAGGGCCUAAAGCUGUAUGUGUACAACACAGAUACAGACAACUGUCGAGAGGUGGUCAUCACACCCAACAGUGCAUGGGGUGGAGAAGGCAGUCUGGGUUGUGGGAUUGGCUAUGGGUACCUCCACAGGAUACCAACCCGACCAUUUGAGGAAGGGAAAAAGAUUUAUUUCCCUGGACAAAUUUCCAGUGAGCCCUCUAGUCCACUAAAGGAUGGCUUCACGGAGGUGCAGCUCUCGGCUGUCAAUCCCCCAUCUGCUGUGCCUUCUGCUCCCACUGAGCUUGAGGAGGGGCUGUCUGGUCUGUCAAUCAGCUCAACCUCACCCACCAUUCCCAGUGUUCUACACACAGGUGUCCCCACUGUUCCUCUGCUGCCAAAAUCAAUGAGCCCCUCUAUGAGUGCUGUGCCCCCUAUCAACCCUGCUGCCACGUUGCCAGGUCUGAUGCCCUUACCAGGAAGUCUGCCCCCCCUUCCCAACUUGCCAAAUUUGAACAUCCCCUUACCAGACUUAAGUGCGGUGUCAUUAGCAGGCAUUGGAGGUCUGCCACCACCUACAUCAGCUACAGGUUUCCCUCCGUUUGCUCCUCUACCUCCUCUGAACCUUCCUGGUAUAUCUCCACUGCCCCUGUCUGCCGUGCUCCCCUCCCAGCUUUCAAUGGCACCUGGAGUGACCUGCCCCCCAUCCGUCAUCCCUGCCUCUGUCCCAGUCGUUGCUGAGCAAACUCCCGCGCUCAUCCUGGAUGCCUCAGCCUCUCCCAACACCCCUGUUGCCAGCCAUGUGCUCACAGAGGCUCUCACUGAGGCGGCGGUUGCCAUUGAAACUCCUUGCCCGGAGUCAACAGACACACAGGUGUCCUCCGCGGCCUCAUAACAGUGAGUGGCUCCUUCUGCGGGCCCGGCUCCCUCCGCUGUAUUUAUUUAACCACAGGAAAAUGUUUCCACAAUCCUUCGCACAGAAUACAGCACAUCAAACCUGGGGGGUGGGGAUGAGGAGAGGGUCAAACCAAUGUGCUGAUCCCCUGGGGAUUAAAGCAGUUGAGAACUGAAAAAUAACAAAGCGGGAGUGCAAAGAUUAUGUGCUGAAGUAUGUCAAGGGAUCACUUGUAGUCUAUUCCUGUUAAGCCUCAGUAGCUUUUUGUAAAUCAUCUUUUAUUUUAUUUUGAUCUGACUCUGUCUUUGACCCCAAAUCUAGUCUCAUUCCACAAUAUGAAAUUGGUUUAAAUUAUGCCAUGGUAAGUUCUUUUAAUGCUUGAUUUUUGCUCCAGUUGUCUCUCUUCUGUAUUUCAGCACAGAUCUCUAUUGAACAAGGUGCGAUUAUAUUCGUGUGUCUACAUGUAUUGUGUGUUCAAGUAAGCUCUUACCCUUUGCUUACUGUUGCUGUGUUGUACAAAGCCAUUUGCUGUGCAAAGAUGUGGAGUUUGGAAUAUGCGGUUGGAAACCAGACGGUGGUGCUCCAGCCCACCCAGUAAAAAAUUAUCCUGUUGUCUUAUUAAAGCAAUAAAACAGAUGGCAUUUUACUUUUCUGGUGCAAUGUUUGCAUUUCAAGUCUUUUGUUUCUUCUCCAAGGAACUUUGUGUAUAACCACGAAAAACUGAAAUGUCAUUGUGAUCAUGCAAUGUCUUUAGGUCCAGCAGGGGGAGCCAAAGUUAUAAUUUAAAGAGAUUGUUCACAUUUUAUUGGUUAUGCUGUUAUGUUUAACUGUCAGGAAUGGCAAAAAUGUUCUGGGUCAAGAUAACAUGGCGCAUGUUAAAUUUUGUAUUAGUACUCAAAAACAACAUUUUCUCCCUAAACAUUAUCUUUACCUCAGUUACUAACAGUAUAAUGGUGUAUUUCAUCCCACACAGAUCAUGGUCCCCUUAUGAUUAUUCACGUUUUUCAUUUGAAAAAUUCUGUAAAUUGGCAAAAAACCAAGAAAUAAAAUAAAACAAAUGUAUUUGAUUUUUAAAA